Messenger RNA from Scylla paramamosain (green mud crab), 4580 nucleotides. Its product is annotated as mediator of RNA polymerase II transcription subunit 12-like protein. The coding region runs from base 623 to 1846 and encodes 407 amino acids. Gene Ontology annotation, biological process: regulation of transcription by RNA polymerase II. Gene Ontology annotation, cellular component: mediator complex; nucleus. The record is from RefSeq and is a predicted model, not a curated record. Lineage: Eukaryota; Metazoa; Arthropoda; Malacostraca; Decapoda; Portunidae. The transcript is spliced from 9 exons. Gene Ontology annotation, molecular function: DNA binding; transcription coregulator activity.
UGGACGCAGACUCUCACUAGACUCCUGCGGGAACAGCUAAACAAAAUAGCGGAGAUCUACCUUGGCAACCCAUCUGCUGCCACGCCACCUGUAGGAACACCUGCAGGGAGCAGCACUCCAGGGGGCACAAUGACAUCACCAGCCUCAGUGACCAGCACCCCAUCCUCCACACCAGCCCAGCCUCCUCAGUCUUCACCGCACAAUCCCGGUUUGUCAGGAUCCUCUAGUGGAAGUACACCAGCAAGUGGAACAGGACAGAACACUACAGCCGCCCAGCUGACUCAUGUGUUACGUAACUGGAAUUACUGCCUUCAGCUCACUCAUUUCAUGUACCAGGAGGGGCUGCUUGACCGUCAGGAACUGCUGGAGUGGGUUGUUGAUGCAUUUGUGCGUUGGCGAGGGAGUGAGCAUGAUGUUGUGCUGAGAUGAAAUCACUCAGUCUGAGUACCUCUCUCGUAAAUUAGCUCACUACUCUGCCGUCAAGUUGACCCAGCUUUGCCAUGAUUCAGGCUACUCUUCUCCAAGACCUCAGUCACCUGUUAAUCCAAGUAGUAAUGGGAUAAGUGUGAGUGCCCCAGCAUCGGGAAGUAACCAGCCAGCAGGCUCCACUGUGAACCCACUGAUGUCCACCUUCCAGGAAUUGCUGUCUUGUCACCAACACCGCCCAGUUGUUCAAGCUACCUCAUGUUUUAUCCAGGCAAUCACCCUUGACUGUCCAACUGCCAUGGUGUGGAACAAUGCUGGGGAGGGUAAAGCAUCUUCCUGGCUCACUGGCUCCCCUCUGGACCUUCUGCCAUGCCCACCCUCAGACCUGCCUAUGCCUCCACGGUACAACAACCAGCAUAUAAGAGCACAGCUGCGUGUGAUGGAGGAACACAUUCGUCAGCGAAGCCGGUCAGCAGAAAACAGAUGGUCAUUGGACAAAUAUGCUCUGAAUGUAGCAGGCUCUACCAUCAACCGGGUGCUGGGCGCACUGGACUCUCUUGAUCGUCACUGCUUUGAUCGUGUUGACUCAAACAAUUCUCUUGAUACUUUGUAUAACAAAAUAUUUGGGUCUUCAAAAGAAACAACCAAUGAGAAUCCAAGUAGCAAUAGUAGCUGUAGUAGCACAGCAUACCCUGGAAAUAAUAGCAGUAGCAGUAGCAGCAGCAACAAUGCUGCCAAUAAUAGUGAUGAAGCAAUUGUGAGAACCCUCUGUGAGUGGGCUGUGUCUGUACAGCGCUGCGGAGAACACCGAGCUCUGGUUGUAGCUCGCCUCCUGGAAAAGAGACAGAAUAACCUUUCUCAAGCUGAAAAUGACAUGCCAGAUGAAAAAGACUCCGUGACAUCAAACCAGAUGGUGACACCAGGAGGCUGCACCUUUCAAGGAUUGUUAUUGAAGUUUUUGGACACACAAGCACCUGUGUAUGAUGAGAAUGCAUUGUCUGUAAGGUCUCAAGAGUUUGGUAACUUGGUACUUUUAUUCUCUGAACUUAUUCGUCAAGAUGUAUUCAGUCACGACACCUACAUGUGUACCCUCAUCUCUCGGGGAGACUUGGCCACUGGGACUCCUGAUCUCAAAGCUGAUUCAUCUUUUGGAGAGAAGAAAGAAGAUGGUACUGAUAACAUUGAUGAUGACCUUGGGAAGAUAUUACAAAAAAUUGCAGUCAACACCAGCCUGGAAGAGUCAGGCUCAGGAGGAAGAGGAGAGCUGGGAGUGGAGGGCAAGCAGCGGCCACCAAGGCACCUUGUUUAUGCCCAGCACUUUCCACUCCCCCAGGAUGAUGCUUACAUGCACGAAAUUAACCAGUACCGUUCCAGUGUUUGCGCCAGGGAGAGAGAGGCAGUGCGUCUUCCGCUAUACUGAGCCCUUGCUGAAAUGGCAUCAACACAGCGGUACAAACAAGAACAAGUGGAGAAAGCUGUGGAGCUGGUAAGAUCUAAACAGAUGUCCCUGAAUGCCACCUCCAAAACUUUUGGUAUCCCUUACGCCACCCUUGGGGAUAAGGUCAGGGGAAGAAGACCUAUGCAGCCUGCUCCCAAAACAGUUCUGUCAAUGGAAGAGGAGAAGAAGCUAGUAGAUUGGCUGAUUGAAGUGUCUCAACGAGGUUUUGGACGGACCAAAGACGACCUCAAAGACAUGGUGAAAACCAUUCUCGAUGAUAGGGAAGAGAGGACUGUCUUCAAAAACAACCGCCCUGUAAAGGAUUGGAUGCGAGCCUUUUUCAAGAGGCAUCCAGAGAUACGGGAAAGAAUUGGACAACCACUUGGCCGUGAGAGAGCAAUUGUGACAAAGGAUGCUCUAGGUGAAUGGUUUCAGCAAAUGAAACAUUACCUGGACACCAUCGAUCCCACUUUGUUGACCUCUCCUGACCGGAUCUUUAAUGCUGAUGAAAGUGGUUUUAAUAUAUGUCCAAAGACAAAGAGAAUCAUCAGCAUGACAGGAGCAAAACACGUCUACUCUGUCACAAGUGGCACACGGCAGCAAGUGACAAUGUUGGCCUGCUCCUCUGCCAUGGGGCAGUACCUUCCACCGCUGCUGAUCUUUCCCUACACCAGAGAUCCUCGCUUCAAUGCGUUGGAAGGUUUUGAAGAGGCUUUUUUUCAAAAAACUCCAAAUGGUUGGAUCACUGAGGUGGUCUUUCUUAGCUUUCUGAGGGACAUCUUCAUUCCCAAAUUGGGAGAAAAGCGACCAGUGGUGCUGUUUGUGGACGGCCAUUCCAGCCAUCAUUCCCUGGCAAUCAGCACGGUGUGUAACGAGAAUGGUGUCAUCCUUUACUGCCUGAAGGCGCAUGCCAGUCACCUUAUCCAGCCACUGGAUCAAGCUUUCUUUGGGGCAAUCAAACUAGCAUGGAGUGAAGCCGUCAGAAAGUUUCAGUACCAAACUGGAGAGAGUGUCACCAUGUUCACGUUUGCCCGCACACUAAAGAAAGCUUGGGACACUACAGCACGACCAGAGCUUGCUUACAAGGGAUUUGUUAAGUCUGGGAUCUAUCCUUUUAACCCUGAGGUUGUACUCAACUCAGACAAGCUGAAGCCAAGCUGCAGUUUCUCCAGCGCUGCUCCAGUCACUCUCCCUACCUCAGCAUCUUUUGGCAUCACUGCUCUUCCCGCAUGUACCCCAACAAUCUCAACCUCUGUUCCUUCUGCUUCACCAGCAGCCAAAUCCAAGUUCCCUGGGCCAGAACAAAGAACUCCCACUCUCUCAGCAUUCUCCAACAUUUUUGAGCUGAUGAAGCUGAGCCUGUCAUUAGGGGAAGGAACAACUCUAAAAUUCAUGAAGCGGUACGAGGAGCGAUACGACAUGGAUGACCCACCUUAUGAAGACUGGAAGGUGUUGUUGGAGAAAACCUUACAGCCUGCCUCACAGUCCCUGCCUUCCACAUCCCAGCCUGCCUCACAACCCCUGCCUUCCACAUACCAGGCUGCCUCACAAACCCUGCCUUCCACAUCCCAGCCUGCCUCACAACCCCUGCUUUACACAUCCCAGGCUGCCUCACAACCCCUGCCUUCCACAUCCCAGCCUGCCUCACAACCCCUGCCUUCCACAUCCCAGCCUGCCUCACAACCCCUGCCUUACACAUCCCAGCCUGCCUCACAACCCUUGCCUUCCACAUCCCAGCCUGCUCCACAACCCCCUGCCUUACACAUCCCAGCCUGCUCCACAACCUCUGCCUUCUACAAAGAAAAAUUCCAAAACGAUUGAUGAUUACCUCACGCUGCCCUCAUUCCCGAAGAAAAAAGGAUUAAAAAAGACCAUCGCAGUAUUGCCAUGCUCAAUAAGCGGUGUUGAGUACCGGCAAAUGAUUGAAGAGAAACAGAGAAAGAAACGAGAGGAGGAGAGGGAGAAAAUGGAAAGAAAAAGAAAGAGAGAAGAGAGAAAAAAAAAUAAAGAACAAGAAGCUGAAGCAAAGAGAAAGAGAAUGGAGGAAAAGAAAAGGCAGAAGGAAAACAACAGGAAAGAAAAAGAAAAGAGAAAAAGGAAAGAAAAACGAUUCAGGACACUUCAGUAUGUUUCCCAAAAGCAGAAAGACAAGGAAACAGAAACUUCAGAGAGUGCGGAUGAGCCAGUCUUGGACGAUGACUCGGAUGAUGUAAUUGAUGAUAUGAACGAGCUCUGUGGAAAAUGUCAAUGUGAAACAAAAGGAAAGUUAAGGAUAAAAUGUGUAUUGUGUGACAGCUGGUGGCAUGCAGAAUGUCUGAGUGAGAUGAAUUUGAGUGAAAAGUCUCAGGAGGAUAUUGAUACAAUGGAUACUGAGUUUUUUUGUAAUAAAUGUAAUUAGGCUAUUUUGAUACUGUUGAAUGAUUUUUUUCACGGAGUAUUCUUAAGAUUUUCGUUUCGACUUCUGAAAGGCAUUUAUUUGUUAUUUUGACACUGUUAAAUGAAACAUUUCACGGAAUAUUCUUAAGAUUUUCGUUUUUAACUCUGUGAGACAUUUAUUUGUUAUUUUGAUACUGGUAAAUGAAACUUUUCCCGGAGUAUUGUUAAGAUUUUUGUUUUGAACUCUGUGGGACAUUUAUUUGUUUAUGAUAUUCAUAACUAAAGCACAGUUUUUAUGUUUGUCAAUACACUAUUUUAAAAAAUAAAAAAAAAGUUAGUU